AUGGACAUUUUUAUAGUGAUGCAACCCUGCAUAAUUAUUCACGAAAGCCGAACGUGAAUAAAAUUAAAAUAAUCGAAUUAAAAUUAAAGAUAGCAAAUUAUAAAAUCGGUGAAGCCGCAGUGCGAAAUAUCUGUCUGGCGUAAAACGCAACUGAAGUUGCACAAAGAAUUUCCGCGAAGAAAAUGGAAAACGUGUAUAUUAACCUUAGAUAAGCACUGCACGUCUGGCAGCAAAAAAAGUUGCUCAAUCGGACGAAAAAAUAAUUAAAUAAAAGAAAUAAUAUUUUACAAAAAAAUUUAUAGCUGGAGCUACUUAAAUAUAUUUGUAAAAUUGAAAGCAGCAAUAACAACAAUAGUAUUUACCAAAUAUCAACAUUUAAAACUGCAACAAAGCAAACAACGGCAAACAGCAACAAUUGCAACAACAAAAUGAUCAGAUUGCAUAGUUAAAUACAUUUUCUUAAAACUUUCCAUAUAUUUUUUAUUUUGUUUUUAUUUUUUGCAUAAUUUAAAGUUUUCUCACAAUUUCGGUUUUUCCUAAAGUGUUUAAAAACGCGCAUACCGUGUGCGAAAACCAAACACACCCAUUCACCGACAGCCGACACCGCCGCCUACAAAAAGUUACUCAACAGAGUUCGACGCGUUGUUCUUGCAUUUUAUCUAAACCACAGUCUAUCGCAAACGAGCCGUUGCAUCUUCAGUUCCCAUGUGUUACUAAAGCGUUGUUUUGGAACAUUUUAUUUUGGAUUUAACAUAUUUCAGCCGCAGCAGCACUUGCCCGCCGACAAUUACUACAGCAAUACCUUCGACACCUGCCUUCCUUGCAGCAGCAAAAGACACCAGCAGCACACACACACUCCUCCUUCGGACUUUUCUACGGGAGCUGUUUUAGACGCUUUUUGGCUACGAACAAAAAAACUUUUGCAACGAAAUUUUUAAUUGUUUUUUUUUUAUAUAAAAUCUACGAAUAAGUCGUUUUUAAGGAUUUUGUAUAACCUUAAGUCUAUACUCAAAACUAUACUUUAAGAUGGUUAAAGAGAAGCCAAAUUCUACUCGAAUUUAUGAUAAGGAUGGUUUUCGACGACGUGCUGCAUGUAUCUGCGUGCGGUCUGAUGCUGAGGCGGAGGUCCUGCUUGUAACCUCAUCACGCCGCCCAGAGCUUUGGAUUGUACCGGGUGGUGGUGUUGAACCCGACGAAGAACCUGCUGUAACAGCUGUGCGUGAAGUGCUCGAAGAAGCAGGCGUUACUGGUAAAUUAGGCAGGUGUUUGGGUGUUUUUGAAAACACCGAGCAUAGACAUCGCACAGAAGUAUUUGUUAUGACUGUAACUAAAGAACUAGAAGAGUGGGAAGAUUCACGGAGCAUUGGACGCAAACGUCAAUGGUUCUCUAUUGAUGAAGCAUUGGAUCAGUUAGCGUUGCAUAAACCAACACAACAACACUACUUGAUGCAAUUAAGGCACUCCAAAACGAACUCUGCUUCCACUAACUCUACGGUUGCCUCACCGGCCGCAUCUCCAACAACAGCAUAAAACAAAUGAAUAAUAAAAGCAAUUUCAACUUAAAAUAGUUUAGCUAUGGUAAAUAUUUACUAUGGUAUAUAUUUACCAAACACUUUCAAACACUCACACUUACACAGCAUCAUGCAUCAUGCAUACACCUGCAUCAUAACCAUACUAGUUUAAAGAAAGAUACAUUUACAAUCUACAGGCAGAUACUGACGGCACAUCCACUUCAUUCGCGUACACAAGAAACUGAGAUACCGCAAAAUUAUACAAAACCGUAAAAAUCUAUUAGGUAUGUAAUUUAGUGUUUAGGGUAAUUGCUUUAUUUUUAUAACAUUAAAAUGCCAGCGAACAGCUGCAGUUCUAUACAGACCGUUCUAAGCUCGAAAUACCGAAAUACCGAAAAACUGAAUAACCGAAAUAGUAAGAAUAAAAUUUUAAUCUUAAAAAAUUGAAUGCAAACUAAAAAUCUGAGAGACAAACUUUAAAUUUCGUAAAAAUUCGUUGAGGUAAAAUUAUUGAUAUUUAUUUAUAAUAAAAUUUAAAUCUAAAUUGAAUAAUUAGCACAUUUUUAUAAAACAAAAUAAAAACUAAACCUAUUUAGAUUUUCUACUAUUUUUAUAAGUUUAAUUAAAUAAAUAAUUAAUAUUAAAAGUAACAUGAAAGGAGGAAAAGCUUAAAACUUUUCUUUAAAAAAAAAUAAAAAAUCAAGAAAAAAACACGGAAAAGUUAAAACUAAAAAAUCAAUUGCAAAUUGCCUGAGCGUUAAAGCGCCGCUUUUUUUAUUUAAAACUGAACUAAAAAGAAAAAAUUAAAAAU
Messenger RNA from Teleopsis dalmanni, 2322 nucleotides. It is a transcript of the gene Aps, whose product is annotated as diphosphoinositol polyphosphate phosphohydrolase 2. Bases 1027 to 1530 code for a protein of 167 amino acids. Gene Ontology annotation, cellular component: nucleus; cytoplasm. Gene Ontology annotation, biological process: diphosphoinositol polyphosphate metabolic process; diadenosine pentaphosphate catabolic process; adenosine 5'-(hexahydrogen pentaphosphate) catabolic process. Gene Ontology annotation, molecular function: diphosphoinositol-polyphosphate diphosphatase activity; bis(5'-adenosyl)-pentaphosphatase activity; bis(5'-adenosyl)-hexaphosphatase activity. The transcript is spliced from 4 exons. NCBI's taxonomy places the organism in Eukaryota, Metazoa, Arthropoda, Insecta, Diptera, Diopsidae. The record is from RefSeq and is a predicted model, not a curated record.